AUGGUGACUCCGUCGUUGGACGAAGAAACAGCCAAGAAAGUCAUUCGACAGGUCGAGUUCUACUUCAGUGAUAGUAAUCUUCCUAGGGAUAAGUUUCUCAGCAACACCCUUAGUGAGAGUCAAGAUGGCAUGGUUAGUUUGGCUUUGAUAUGUUCAUUCUCUCGGAUGAGAAACCAUCUUGGUUUGGGGGAAGUGAAGUCAGAAGAUGUUGCAGAAGAUAGAGUGAAAGUUGUGGCUGAAACUUUAAGGACAUCUUCAUUCCUGAAAGUUUCUGAAGAUGGGAAGAAGGUUGGUAGGGCUACAGAACUUUUAAAUCCAGAGGAGGUAAGAGAGCAAUUAGAGGUGAAAACAAUAGUUGUUUCGCCACUGGAGUAUGAUGUGAAGCUUAAAGAUGUAGAGUCUCUCUUUUGUCAGUUUGGGAAGGUUAAUAGUGUGAGGCUGCCUCAUCAUGUUGCAGACAAAAGGUUAUUCUGUGGCACUGCUCUGGUUGAGUUCUCUACUGAGGAAGAUGCUGCAAAUAUUUUGAAGCAGAGCUUGGAUUAUACAGGUGUCAGAUUAGAGGUGAAACCAAAGAAGGAAUUUGAUGCAGAAAGAUCAAAGCAAACCAAAGAAGUUGAGAAUUCUCGGUCCCCGGUAGCUUCGAAUCGUAAAAACAAUUCCAAUGCAGAAGCAAAUUAUCCCAAAGGCUUAAUUGUUGCAUUUAAGUUGAAGAGGAUCUCAGCUGAAGGUUCUGCAGAAAAUUCAUGA
Messenger RNA from Ilex paraguariensis (yerba mate), 747 nucleotides. The record is from the annotation of a GenBank genome assembly. NCBI's taxonomy places the organism in Eukaryota, Viridiplantae, Streptophyta, Magnoliopsida, Aquifoliales, Aquifoliaceae.